AUGUUACCAUCACUUUUCAUUGUAUUUGCCGCAAUUAUCAUUGCUGUGGAAAGUUUUAACUGUCCUGGAGGUCAGCUAACGCCAAAGCAACGUGAAAAGAUCGUUCGUCAGAAUAAUGUAUUGCGCUCACGAUUGAUUAAGGGAAAGCUUAAAAAUAAAGAUGGCAAAUAUAUGCCACGUGGAAAGAAUAUGCUCCAAUUGACGUGGAACUGUCAACUGGAAAAUUCCGCGCAAAGAUGGGCAGAUCAGUGUGUUUUUGGACACUCACCAAGACAUCUCAGAGUGGGAAUCGGUGAAAAUGUCUAUGCUUAUUGGUCAUCAGCGAGUGUUGAAAGUCGAAAAAAUAAUGCUGGUACAGAUGCUGGCAAAAGCUGGUGGGAAGAACUUCCAAAAGUAUACAAAAAUAAUCCACCAAAUAUGUUGACUGCUAAUGUUAGCUUCGGUGCUUUGCAUUUUACACAGAUGGCCUGGGGUAAAACGCAUGAAAUUGGCUGCGGUAUUGCUACAUACUGCGAUGGUGGUCGUACGCUCAUGGUCAUUUGUCAGUAUAAGCCUGCCGGAAAUAUGCAGGGAGAUUUGAUAUAUGAACUUGGCGAACCAUGCAAAAAGGAUAGCGAUUGUGCUACGAAGAAAUGCAAUCCAAAAUCUGGAUUGUGUCGAAAAUAA
This is a messenger RNA of Acanthocheilonema viteae, 666 nucleotides long. The record is from the annotation of a GenBank genome assembly. NCBI's taxonomy places the organism in Eukaryota, Metazoa, Nematoda, Chromadorea, Rhabditida, Onchocercidae.